Molecule: messenger RNA, 1793 nt
Organism: Amoebophrya sp. A25
Lineage: Eukaryota; Dinophyceae; Syndiniales; Amoebophryaceae
Source: the annotation of a GenBank genome assembly
AUGUCCAAACCCAAACCUAAAGUCGCACCGCAGUUCGCCAAUGAGGAGGAGCGAGCUGCCUACUAUGAGAAGGUCAUGGAAAGCAGCGACGAUGAAGUCAAUACGAUCAGGGUAAAGAGUCUACGUAAGGAGUCUUUGCAUCCUCGUUGGCGCCACUUCUCCUGUAAAGAGUCUAUGCUUGCAGGUCACAUGAGAAAAAUCAUGGUCGUCCCAAAAGGGAUCGCGUAAGUAGUAUACCUGUAGUAGGAGUAGUGAAAGGAGCUAGUAUACCUGUAGUAGUAGUGAAUGUGAAAGGAGUAGUACUGGCGCUCAGACUUCCACAGCCUCUUCUAUCAUGCCGUGAUGGGAGAAAUGCAACGAACUAGUACUGAAGGAAGAUGAAGAAAGACAGACAGGAAACCAUGGUCGUCCCAAAGGGGAUCCCAUAGUCUAAACAGGAAUCCGCAAGGUGUAGGAAGGCACUCCAGCGACGCUUCAUCUCUAUAGAGACUCUUUCCAACUUUAUUAGCCAAGUCCGUUCCUGAUUGUGACUCCGAUUAGUAUUACAUACACAUACUCAAUUUCAAUCACAUACUCAAUUUCUUCCCUUUUAAAACCAAGCAAACCACCCAUGAUCCUUUCAAAUCUUUACCCAACCCAAAAAUCAAGUUUUCCAAUCAAGUACCUUAAAAACAAAACAGGUUGAAGGUGAGGAGCUGGCCGAUGUCCCGGCGUGGCUCCGCGCCGCCUUGGCCAUGAUGGACGCCGAUGACACAGGUGAAUUAGACAAAGCGGAGGUCGUCUACUUCAUGAAGCGCAUUCGUAAACUCAUCCAAGCCAAGAAAAAUGACAACGGUGAACUCGACUACGCUGAUUUUCCAGACUCGGUUAAAGCAGCUUUGGCAGUAUGGGAUGCUGAUGCGAGUGGGUAAUAUUACACUGCUGGAGUUUAUUGACCUUUCUUCUUGAUAAUGGAUAUAUUUUUUUGUUUAAAGAAAUAGAAAGAUCUUGGUCUUCUUCGGUUCAAAACAUUAUCUUACAGUUCAAGAUCAGGGGUAUUUGGACACAACUCUUGAUACAUACAUCUUACAGCUCUUGGCCCUUUUUUUAUAUUUCGCUAUAUUAAAUGGGUCGUUCGUUGGUGUUUCUUCGAUCUUGCAAGAUGAUUUGUUUACCCGUCGUUUUUACUUGUAGUUUUGGUGAUUUAAAUUGCCAUGAUCAAAAUGUUGUCUCUACAUCAGCUCGUCGUCAAUCUAUUCUUAUCAUAUCUCCUACUCUUACAACCUUAUCUCCAUCCAAAACUCCCAACAGUUCCGUCUCUGUGGGCGAACUUACUGCGGCAGCUAAUGCCCAAAAGAAGAUGCAAGAGGAGAAUCGUGUCAUGAAGCGCGCUUUGGUCGUACUGGUUGCGAUUAUUGUCUUGCUUUUAUGGCUUGAAAAGUGACAAGUUCUUAUACUCAUUUAAUCUUCGAUUUUCGAUCCAUGGUAAGUGCUCAUAAUGUGCUCGUUAUUGUUUAUUAACGUCCUGCCCCAACCAACAACCACGGAUCCGCUCUCUAAUCCUCGCCGUGAUGAACUUCGUGAUGGGCUUACUUGCCGUCGAAGCUGGUAAGGACACGAAGCCUUCCGAAAGUAGUUCUCAUCUUAAGGCUACAAGAAAUCUCCCAUUUUCAGAAGCACCAUCUUGGUCCUUAGGUUUUUAUAGGGAAAACGAGACCCAAGAUGCUGCGCAAGAUGGAUUUCUCUUAGUUCUAAUCGUCGCCAGCGUCGUCUCCGCGAACUAGCUGAGGUCCACGGUGAACAUCGUCUCCUCC